AUGAUCUGGGGCUCGUUAAUCCUCACACUGGCCGCUACUGCGGUGGCUUUGCCUCAACCAGACAAAAAUGUCAAGUGCCCUUCGGGAGAGGAACUCGUUCGUUUGAUCCGACAUGAGAAUGAGGGACGCUCGUUCUGCCGGGAGCUGAUCCAUAGCACUUGUGCUACUGUCACUCACACAACGAAUGUGCAUCCAUGGCCGACUACUGUCAAAGUCACGCAUACCAUCACGGACUAUCCACCCAAAGUGACGAAGACAUCGACCAAGGAAGUCAUCUCCACAAUCAUUCGUGCGGUUACCAGUACUGCAACGCAAUAUGCCACCUCAACUAUCACUGUACCUGUGACUGUCACUGGCCACACCGCGGUGACUGUUAAAGAUGUCGAGACUGCCCACUUGACUAAGGUGGACUACGAAACGACCACCCGGUCCUUUACGAGCACUUCCACGAGCACCGUCGUCCAAACUAUCACUGAUAACGUUGUUGCCACUAUCACUGCUGUUUCGACCAAGACCGAGACCGACACCAAGACCAACACAAUCACUGAUUACUUCACUACACUCAUCACGGAGUACAUCACUCAUAUUGCGACUGCCUUUGCGAGCAACACAUUUGUUGACGUAUCGACUACUACUGCCACCAACUAUCAUACGGAGACCAUCAUGGUUUCUUUUACCGAAACUGCCACCGCGACGGUUACAGAUACUAUCUCCUUUACGACCACCCAAGAGGUGGAUGUUACCACGACUGAAGUCCAGUUGGUUACUGCUGUCCAAACGGACAUGGAAACGGCCACAAAUGUGCUCCUCACAACCAUGACUAACUAUACAACCGCCACUCAGACCACUUUUGUGACUGAUGGCACAACCGUGACCGCUGAUGUUGUUGUGACGGCGCCUGCUAAGCGCUGGGAAGUUGCUCCAGAGCGACAUGCCUUCCACACGCCUUCGCCCCUAAGGACAAUACCCGAGCGGGAUUUGAGCACUGCUUGCUCUGCUCUGCAUCUUGACAAGUGCACUUCGACGAUCCUCACUACCAAGAUAGACGCGCAGCCCACUGUGACUAGAACUCUGACUACCCAUUCUAAGGCGCACAACCCCCAAACUGCCAAGGCCACGAAAACUAUCACCAAAUACGUCACUCACUUCACCACCAAUAUUGUGCGCACUCUCUUAGCUAAGGCUGUGACUCGAACUUCUACCGCAAGCAUCGUUGCGACCUCAACUAUCACGGAUAUCUCCACAACUACUGCUACGGACACCGCGACGGUUACUGUGACGGAUGACUACACUACCACUGCUAUCGACGUUGUUACAGCUCUUUUCACAACUGAUCUUACAUCUUUGACAACGCUCGAUGUCACUGCAUAUGAGAAAGCGGAAAUUACACAGGAUGUGACUGUCGAUGUGACUUCCACUGCUACGACCGACAUCACCACAACCCAGGGUACCACCAAGACACUCGAUUUCACCGUCAGUCAGAUAACCACCGCUACAGCAGAUAUAUCCGCCAUUGAAGUCGCAUCCACAACAAAGACCGAGACCAAGACAGUCACAGUUUCCAUCACCGAAGUAGCAACUAUCACAUCUACCUCCACAAUAUCUGCAACAGUCACCUCGCCAACAACGAUCCACACCGCUGCCACAACCACCGUAGAUUCACUAAGCACGGUCAUCACAACCUCUACAGUCGACGUCACCGUCACUCAGACAGUCCUUACCACCACAACCACAACCCUGACAUCAACAACCACCCCAGCAACUCCAACUUGCGGCGUGAACCUAGUCCAGAACCCCAACUUUUCCAACGCUGCUCUAAGCCCAUGGACGUCUAGUACCAGUGGUAAUGGCAAAUAUGCGUUCGUGUCGGGCUAUGACACCACCUACGCAAUCCAGCUCUAUUCCAGUGCAAGCGGCUCCAGCACUUCCAAAAUUAUGCAGACAUUCAACACUGUUGUCGGCAAUACGUACAAAUUCUCGAAUUACUACAAAGUCAUGACGGGGAACACUGCUAGCAUCAUGACAUGCACUUAUGGUGAACGUUCUUACAGUGUCAGUCUGGCCUCGUCGGUCAAGAAUGUCUGGUUGGCAAUGUCGACCAACUACGUUGCAACUUCGUCAUCUGUUACUCUGGUUUGUGGUCUGACUUCCCCGAUAUCAGCCUCCAUUGCCUUUACCGACUUUUCUUUUAUGUGUUGA
Penicillium crustosum is the source of this 2199-nucleotide messenger RNA. RefSeq lists its product as uncharacterized. Lineage: Eukaryota; Fungi; Ascomycota; Eurotiomycetes; Eurotiales; Aspergillaceae. The coding region runs from base 1 to 2199 and encodes 732 amino acids. The transcript has a single exon. The record is from RefSeq and is a predicted model, not a curated record.